GUUUAUUUUCUUCCAACUAUCCCAGCAAAGUACACUUACCAUUUCUUGGCAAAGCUGAAAAGCAUGUUCCAGUCUUUUCUCUAUUUUUGUACAAAUUUUUGUAUUUGAUAAUCCAUACUUAUCUUUCUGUUUAUACUGUAUUCAAACUUCAGACUGACGAUGGAAUUGUCAAAAUAUGGAGUGAUUCAGGAAGUGUUAGUGAUGACUGGAGCAAAGUUGAGUUACACUUGGGGAAACUGAGAAAUUUUGAAGUUAUCUUUGAAGGUAUUCGUACCAGAGACCUAGGAGGAGGAGCAGCACUAGAUGACAUAGAGUUCAACAACUGCUCUACAGCUGGAGAGAAUCCCAGGGAAUGCCCUGCCUUCACAGAUUUUAUGUGUUUGAAUGAGGAUUGCAUAGAAUCUCAACUUGUCUGUGACUAUAAACCAGACUGUGAAGACCUAUCAGAUGAGGUUGACUGCAGUUACUACACAAGCAUUCCUGGAAGUUGUAACUUUGAAACACAAGAGCAAGAAUGGACAACAGUAUGUGGAUUAACACAAGAUCGUGGGGAUGACUUUGACUGGAAUGUUAGCAGUGGCGGUGUCACUGGAAAAAUGAGUCCUGAUGCAGACCAUACACCAGGUAAAGGACAGCACUUCUUGUAUGUAAACUCAACUGCGCAGGAGGAAGGAAGUAGAGCAAGGAUAAUCACUACCAAAUUCUUCCCAGCCAGCCUUGGGGUCUGCAGAGUUAGAUUUUGGUUCUGGAUGUUUGCUUCUAGGCAAAGAGGAGUCUUAAAGGUAUACUCAGUUGAAGAACAUGGAAUGGAUAUUCUUAUGUGGUCUUCUAGCAAAAAUGAAGAAAACAAAUGGAUGUAUGCAAAUGUGGUCCUUUCCAGUAAUGCUCCUUUCAGAGUUGCCUUUGAAGCUGAGGUGGGGCAGAGUGAACCCACAGAAUUUGCUCUUGAUGAUAUUUCUUUCACCCUAGAAUGUGUGGAUGGAGGACCAGCUACACCACAGCCUCCAACUUGCAGUAGUGACCAGUUCCCAUGCGUGUAUGUGCAGCAGUGUUUGCCUCUCAAUGCAAAAUGUAAUGGGGCUGAAGACUGCUUGGAUGGAAGUGAUGAAAUUAAUUGUCCCACAGUGACCCCUACCACUAUGUCUCCAAGCUCCUGCAAACCAACAGAAUUCCUGUGUCCUUCCAAAGGCUGCAUCCCAGCUCUCCUGAAAUGCGAUGGUGUGCCUGACUGCCUGCUUAAUGAAGAUGAAGUUGGAUGCCCCAUUACAGAUUGUUUCAAUGGUGCUUUGCUAUGUGUGUCAACAAAUCAAUGCAUAGCAGUCUCCCAACGUUGUAACAGCAUUGCAGACUGCACUGAUUUCAGCCUUGAUGAGUCCAGCUGUUCAGCUUGUCCUGAAGAAUACUGCAAAAAUGGAGGAACCUGCAUCAUCAAAAAUGAUGUUCCUUUAUGUCAGUAAGUUUCACUGGGGAAUGGGACUGUUGA
Meleagris gallopavo (turkey) is the source of this 1483-nucleotide messenger RNA. Lineage: Eukaryota; Metazoa; Chordata; Aves; Galliformes; Phasianidae. The record is from RefSeq and is a predicted model, not a curated record.